Mugil cephalus (flathead mullet) is the source of this 4808-nucleotide messenger RNA. RefSeq names its product cell division cycle and apoptosis regulator 1 (gene ccar1). The record is from RefSeq and is a predicted model, not a curated record. The transcript is spliced from 26 exons. The coding region runs from base 102 to 3860 and encodes 1252 amino acids. Lineage: Eukaryota; Metazoa; Chordata; Actinopteri; Mugiliformes; Mugilidae. Gene Ontology annotation, cellular component: nucleus. Gene Ontology annotation, biological process: regulation of DNA-templated transcription.
UCGCGCAUGCGCAUAUCCUCCUAUCCUAAUCGGCCGGUGCAGGGGGACAACGUGACAGCAUUGGCCUGGUGAGCAGAGACUGCCCUUAACCUGAAUGAGUCAUGGCCCAAUUCGGGGGACAGAAAAAUCCACCGUGGGCGACUCAGUUUGCUACCACCGCGGUGUCCCAGCCGGGCCACUCAGGGCAGUCUCUUGACCUAAAUAGCUUGCACUCUCUUGGUGUGCAACAGCCAUCUCUUCUGGGAGCAUCGCCCUCUGUUUACUCUCAGCAGUCAGCCUUGGCUGCAGCCUCCCUCAGCAACCAGUCUGCUGCAAACUAUCAGCUGUCUCAGCAAACUGCAGCUCUGCAGCAGCAGGCUGCAGCCGCCGCUGCAGCAGCGCUACAGCAGUCACAGAUCAAUAACGCGCUCCAGCAGUAUCAGCAACAACAACAACAGCAGCAGCAGCAGCAGCAGCAACAACAACAACAGCAACAGCAGCAACCGCCCCAGCAACCCCCGCAGCAACAGUUGUACAAUGUACCUCAUCAGCUUCCACAGCCACAACAGGCACUGCUUUCUCAGCCCCCUGUUGCACUGCCGACCAGCCUGAGCUUGUCCAACCCCCAACAAACAGCCCAGAUUACGGUGUCAUACCCGACACCACGUUCGAGCCACCAGCAGCAGACGCAGCCGCAGAAGCAGCGAGUCUUCACUGGUGUUGUCAGCAAGCUACAUGACACAUUUGGCUUUGUAGAUGAAGAUGUCUUCUUUCAGCUAAGUGCUGUGAAGGGUAAGACGCCCCAGGUGGGUGACAGGGUCCUAGUGGAGGCUGUGUACAACCCGAAUAUGCCCUUCAAGUGGAACGCCCAGCGAAUCCAGACCUUACCUCAGCUAGCAAAUCAGCAGCAUCAGCAGCAGCCUCAGCCUUUACCUCAAGCUUCCCCACAGCUCGGCAACCUUUACAAUGAGCCAGGGAUGCAGCUGCGGUACUCAGACAUGCACUCCGCUGCGGACAACAGACAAAAUAACCAACCUCAAGCUCCUAACAUGAUGAAGGCCGGCCCCGCCAUGCUCCAGUCGCUACCUCCCCCAACCACUUUCAGUGUUCCUUCCCAGGCUCCUCCGCCUUCCCUCUUGCAGGCGCAGCUGUCUGCAGCCUCCCUGGCCCCUCUCCUCCAAAACCCUCCUCAGCCUCUACUACCACAACCUCCACCCAAAGAUGUGUUUACUGGGGGUCUUUUACAACCCCCCGUGAGAAUGAUGCCACAGCCACAGCCCGUCAGACGAAUUGAGCCUCCGCCCCGUUUUCCCACUCGCAACGAUCGAGGCCCCGAGCUCAUCCUCAGGACUAAAGAAGAACGCAGCAGAGACAGAGACCGUGAGCGCCGGAGAUCAAGAGAACGCUCGCCCACACGAAAACGUUCCAGAGACCGCUCUCCGAGACGUGAUCGCUCCCCGAGACGUCCUCGCAGGGUGGUCCCUCGCUACACGGUCCAGUUUUCCAAGUUUAGUUUAGACGGCUCCAGCUGUGACAUGAUGGAGUUGAGAAGGCGCUAUCAGAGCCUCUACAUUCCCAGCGACUUCUUCAAUGCUGUCUUCACCUGGGUGGAUGCCUUUCCUCUUACGCGACCCUUCCAGUUUAGCAACGCCUGUAACUUUCACAUCUUGCACAAAGAGGUGGAUCCUCUAGUAAAAAACACAGCUGUGUUGGACCCACCUGACGCCAACCACACCUACAGUGCUAAGGUGAUGUUGCUCGCUAACCCUGGUAUAGAGGAGCUCUAUCACAAGUCCUGUGCUCUGGCAGAGGACUCCCAGGAACUCAGAGACUCCUUCCAGCAUCCUGCUCGACUCAUUAAGUUUUUGGUGGGCAUGAGAGGUAAAGAUGAGGCCAUGGCCAUUGGUGGUCACUGGUCUCCCUCUCUGGAUGGAGCCGACCCAGAGAAGGAUCCGUCGGUCCUUAUUAAGACAGCCAUACGCUGUUGCAAGGCACUCACAGGAAUAGACCUUAGUCUGUGCACUCAGUGGUAUCGUUUUGCAGAGAUUCGCUAUCAUCGGCCGGAGGAGACACACAAGGGGCGGACAGUCCCUGCUCAUGUGGAGACAGUGGUUUUGUUUCUUCCGGAUGUUUGGCAUUGUCUUCCUACCCGCUCAGAGUGGGAGGUGCUGUCACGGCGACUCCGGGAGCAGCUGUCUGAGAAGCUGUCGGCCGAGCGAAAGGAGGCGGAUGGAGAACAGGAGGAAGAGGACAAGGACGACGAUGAGUCGAAGGACGUUAGCACUCCCACUCACUGGGCUAAACUUGACCCGAAAUCAAUGAAGGUGAAUGACCUGCGCAAGGAGCUCGAUUGUCGCUCUCUGAGCUCUAAGGGGUUAAAAUCCCAGCUGAUUGCUCGGCUCACCAAGCAACUGAAGGUGGAGGAGCAGGUGGAGGAGUCCAAGGAGCCUGAGAAACCAGAGAGCAAAGUUGCCGAGGAAGAGGAGCCGUGUCGCACUGAGGAUGACAGAGAGGAGGAGGAAAGGAAGAGGCAGGAAGAGCUGGAGCGCCAGCGGAGAGAAAGGCGCUACAUCCUCCCUGAUGAGCCCACCAUCAUCGUUCACCCCAACUGGGCGGCCAAGAAUGGCAAAUUUGACUGCAGUGUCAUGUCUCUGAGCGUCCUGCUGGACUACAGACUGGAGGACAACAAGGAGCACUCUUUCGAGGUUUCCCUGUUCGCUGAGCUGUUCAACGAGAUGCUACAAAGAGAUUUUGGCUACCGCAUCUAUAAAGCCUUCGCCGCUCUCCCGUCCAAGGACGAGAAGAAGGAGAAGAAGGCCAAAAUAGAGUCGGACAAGAAAGAGGCUGAAAAGCGUGAAAUAAAGAAGGAAAAGGAAGAAGAAAAUGAAGAAACUCCAGCAAAGAAGACCAAAGAAGAUGAAGACGAGAAGCGGAAGUUUGAAGAAAAGCCUCUGAAAAAAGAGGAGUCUCGUGACGAGGAGGAGAACGAAGAUGACGGCAGCACGGCCAACGCUGAAGAAUAUGACCCCAUGGAGGCCGAAGAUGCAGAUGAUGAUGACGAUGAUGAUAAAGACGACGACGACUCCAAUGACAGAGACAGGAAAGACCGAAAGGAUGACCGCAAGUCAUCCAAAGAGAGGUCGUCUAAAGACAAGGAGAAGACGCAGAUGGUCACGCACAACAAGGAGCUGCUGAUGGCGUUUGUCUACUUUGACCAGAGCCACUGUGGCUAUUUGCUGGAGAGAGACCUGGAGGAGAUCUUGUACACACUGGGACUGCAUCUAUCUCGUGCUCAGAUAAAGAAGCUGCUAAACAAACCCAUUGUCAGAGAGUAUUGUUACUAUCGUAAACUGACAGACAAGGGAAGUGAUGAACCCACUCCUUCCAUUAACGAAUCCCAGAUUGAAAACCUCACAGGUAACCGAGGUCUACUUCCUGCUCUGAAAGCUCGCGCGCAGGCAGAGGCCAGCGAGUCUUGUAAUCUGAUCGUGUAUAACGGAGCCAUGGUUGACAUUGGCAGCAUGAUGCAGAAACUGGAGAAGAGUGAGAAAGCCAGAGAGGAGAUAGAACAGAAGCUCAUUGUGCAGGACGCCAAAAUGGAGGAAGACGCAAAGGUUAAAAAUCAGUUGGAGCAAACCAACAAGUCCUUGAGUAAGGAGCUGGAGGAGGUGAAAAGCACACUCAGCCAAACUGAGCAGACUCUGAAGGCCGUGGAGGAGCAGAGGACGACCUAUCGUGACCACAUGAGCAAGUCGGCCAACACCUUGAUGGCCACUGUCAAAGGGCUGCUGGCAGUGCUGAAGAAGGAUCAAGAUGCUGGCGAGUCUGAGGAAGAAGUCGAUCACAUUCUGACAUCUCAGACGAACGGUGCUGAUGACUGAGCCACAACUUUGAGAGAAAUAAAGCUAAUCUAAUACUGAUCAUCUUAAAUUGUAAAUAUUCACUCAACAAAUGUAAUUGUUUUUGUUUGAACCCAUUGUCUCCCAAGUACAUGUUUAAUUUAAUGGAUUAGUUCCCUUGUGUUCAAUUUUACCUCCAUUUUUUUGUUUUUUGUUUAUUUUCUUACGUAGAAGACUUUUAACUAUGACAAAGCUUUGGAGCGCUUCUUUUCAAACUAAAUUUGGUUGCUAACAUUUCUUUUUGCCAUCGCUUCAGCUUUGUUAUGGCCAACAAAGUGCCACAGUGUAGAUUUAAAAGCCAGUAUGUGUGAGUUGUAUUUGAGUUAAUUUAGUUUUUUCUAAUGAGCAAUAAUGAUGCUAUUUAUGUGCGAGAGAAUUCACGAGAACUUAUAUUUAAAAGAAACUAGUUUUGGAAGGAAAGGGUGGGAGGAUGCCCACGUGGUUCAGACAGAUUUUCCUCACAAACCAUCCCUGCCCCAUUUCGUUGUUUUUGUUUCUACAUUCACUUUGUUCUUCAAUUUGGCUGGAUUAACGGGUUUUUCCAUUAUUUUCAAACACAUCGCUAUGCAUGGUUGCUGCCUCUCGUGGAUCAUUUUUCUGUCUGCACCUCCUGACUGUGUCCCCCGACUGCAGCGCCGCCAUGUGUUACUGUGACGAGCGCCUGUCUUGUUUUCGGAAAACUACACAUGAACCAAAAGUUAAGCUCAAUGAAUGUGUGUUCUGCUGAAGGAAUGAACAUUGACAUUGUGAGUCCAUCUCUGAACUAUGUGUGUGUUGGUUUGGGAUGUUCUUAAAAAAAGAAAAGAAAAAGGAAAAAAAAGAGGCACAAUUACAUUUAAAUGUUCUCCAAAGCAGGCAAUUUUAUUUUUCUAUAGAAAAUGUACUCUAUGGAUGUCUUGUGCAAGAGUAAAGUGGUCCAUUUUAACACUA